AUGGAUGCUCUGCAUUUUCAAAAAUGGUUUGUUGAAGAGUUGCUACCGAACAUCAAGCCACGCAGUGUGAUUGUGAUGGAUAAUGCGUCGUAUCACAGUGCUCAAGUUGAAAAAGUGCCAAGUUCAUCAUCAAGAAAAUCCGACAUCCAGUGCUGGUUGAAAUUGAAAAGUAUCCCUUUUUCAGAUGACCAACUGAAGAGUGAAUUGCUGCAGCUCGUUAAGCAGCACAAGCACAUGUUCCUUCCUUACCAGAUUGACACACUUGCCAGCGCUGCCGGUCAUGUGGUUGUGCGCUUGCCUCCUUGCCACUGCGACCUCAAUCCAAUAGAGCUCGUGUGGAGCCAAGUCAAAGGCUAUGCUGCUUCGAAGAACACUGACUUCAAGAUCGAUUCAGUCGAGAAGCUGCUGCUGGAAGGAAUCGCAGGUGUGACCCCGCAGAACUGA
Molecule: messenger RNA, 444 nt
Organism: Dermacentor silvarum
Lineage: Eukaryota; Metazoa; Arthropoda; Arachnida; Ixodida; Ixodidae
Exons: 1
Coding region: 1-444 (147 amino acids)
Molecular function (GO): nucleic acid binding
Source: RefSeq, a predicted model, not a curated record